This is a messenger RNA of Caenorhabditis auriculariae, 4077 nucleotides long. Lineage: Eukaryota; Metazoa; Nematoda; Chromadorea; Rhabditida; Rhabditidae. The record is from the annotation of a GenBank genome assembly.
AUGACUCCGGCCCCACAAGCUGACACUGUCAUUGACAACAAAAAGGCCGCUAGACUGGCCCCGCAGACUCACGUCUGCUCCAUGCCUUUCUUCACCCAGAAGCCUUAUCGACCUCGGUAACGCUUUUGUCAAAACUUUUGUGUAGUGCCCUCGGGUUUUGAGACGGAAAUAUUGCGAAUCGAGGUUGAUUUCGGUAUGAGAAAAUAGGAAAUUAUUUGGGCGAUGAAUGUGCUGGAAGGUUCGAGUUUAAGACUUCUUUCAUAAGUUGGGUGGUAAUUUUAGUGGUAGAAACUUUUUCCAUCCAAUUAUCCCGGAAGGUGCUCAGUGGCGCAGAGGAGCCUGGAUGAAUAUUUAAAAAUUUAUAAUUUUCGGUUCAUUUUCAUUUUUUUUUUUUGGUUUUUUGUUCAAUGGAGUUAUAAAAAUAUAGAAACUGAUUACUGGGGACUAUAAAUGGAUUAUUUUGUUUUAGUUUGGAAGAAAACACUUUUUCAGCCAAGAGCAGCAGAUUGAAUUGGCGCCAGCGAACACCCAUUUGGAGCAUUUGUCGCGGCUGGACAUCCGAGAGGCGCCGCACGUCGUCCGCAAGACGGGUAUCAUUUGCACGAUCGGGCCGGCAUGUGCCAGCGUCGAGAUGCUCCAGAAGAUGAUCCAGAACGGCAUGAACAUCGCUCGUCUCAACUUCUCCCACGGAUCUCACGAGGUUCUUUGCGCAAAAAUUGUGAUAAAUUACUGAAAAACGAUAAAAAAUAAGGAAAAAAUUUGUCUCCAAACUUAGGUCAUCUUUUUGAAAGCGCCAAUCGCUAUUUACCUUGUAUGUGCCUUUUUCACAAAAAGUGACCUGUUUUUUGAUUACAGAAAAUCACCUAGUCUUAAAGAAGCUCGAUUUUUAGAUUUUCAAAGGUUUCAGGUCGAAGAGUGAGUGAUAAUUAGAUUCUAUUUUUCGAUUUACUGCAAGAAAUAGUUCAUUUCUGACCAAAUAGUUUUCAGUACCACGCCAACACGAUCACCAACGUUCGAGCGGCGGCCGAGUCUUUCAGCGAACCGCGUCCCAUUGGAAUCGCUCUUGACACUAAAGGACCCGAAAUCCGAACUGGUCUCCUCGCUGGCGGACCUUCGGCUGAGGUUCAACUUUCUCAAGUUUUUUAUAAUUGAGCUUUUUCAGAUUGAGCUCGUCAAGGGCGCCUCGAUCCGUCUCACAACGGACAACCACUUCCAGGAUUCUGGCACAGCCAUCAACCUCUUCGUCGACUACAAGAACAUUUCCAAGGUUUAGUUAUUUCUCGCGAAUUGGUUGAAGUCGUUGGUUCAGGUCGUCAAAGUGGGCUCCCGCGUUUUCAUCGACGACGGUCUCAUCUCGUUGAUUGUUGAAGACGUUCAGACCGACGCCAUCGUCUGCAACGUCGAGAACGGCGGCAUGCUCGGUUUGUCUCAUUUAAAACUGCUGAUCUACAAAUAAUUCCGGGAAAGAGUUUCAAAACUCAAGUUGGGAUUGUAUCAAGUAUUUUUUCAACACGAAACGACUUUUGAAGAAUUCUUUUUUCCGUUUUUACACAUGUUGCUGUUUAUAGAAAAAGAAGCUGAUCAUAGAAAAAAAAAAGUUUUUUACAGGUUUUUCAAGGAUUUUGCACAAAAUUCGGGUAGCGUCAUUAUUUUCCAACUGAUAGCUUUCUGUGUUCUAGGAUUUCAGGUUUUCCUCACCAAAAAGAAAUUUUCAGGAAGCCGAAAGGGAGUCAACUUGCCCGGAACGAUUGUCGACCUGCCUGCCGUUUCGGAGAAAGACAUCAAGGACCUUCAGUUUGGCGUUGAUCAGAACGUUGACAUCAUCUUUGCCUCGUUCAUCCGCAAUGCUGAUGGCAUUCGUACUAUCCGCAAGGUUGGAUGUUCGACGGGAAGUCUGUCCAAAGUGUUCUUUUCAAGGUUCUUGGCGAGAAGGGAAAGCACAUCAAGAUCAUCGCCAAGAUCGAGAACCAGGAAGGCGUCGACAAGGCGGACGAGAUCAUCGCCGAAUCUGACGGUGUGAUGGUCGCUCGAGGAGAUUUGGGCAUUGAGAUCCCCGCGGAGAAGGUGUUCCUGGCACAGAAGGUUGGUCUGAAGAGGCCACUCUAGUGGACAGUUUCCUCUUGCAGAUGCUCAUUUCCAAGUGCAACCGCGCCGGAAAGCCCGUCAUUUGCGCGACUCAAAUGCUAGAGUCGAUGGUUCACAAGCCGCGCCCCACUCGCGCCGAAGGAAGUGACGUCGCCAACGCUGUCAGUUUCUGUUUUAUUCGUUUCGUCAGGGAAAUUAUAGCUUGGUAAAAGUAGUAGUUCUUUUAAGAAGGCUUCGGGUGAAAUAAUCUGGGCGAAAUUAACGCGAGGUUUGGUUCUUAAGAAAAAAAUUAUUAAUACAAUAGGUAAAACGCGGUUUUUUUCCUUCUAAAGAUUUUCGCUUUCAUAUUUUUCAUAACUAACCUAAAUAGAACACAUUUUUUAAAUUUUCCUCGUAUUUUUUUUUAGAAUCCACAGAAUUUUCUACUUCUUUGCCGUAUUUGAGAUAUUCUCGUUAAAAAAUUGAAUUUUCUAACUUUUCGUAUAGCCACAUAGCGCGCCAAGAGUGGCGAGCCAGUCAGUAGCUCUGAUGGCGCAGCGGAUAACCGUUUGGUCGCGAAUCAGCGCGUCGCAGGUUCGAUUCCUCGGCACGUUUGGGGCACAGAGUUGCAGUCGCUUGAUCUACAGGCGAUUGCGCUAAGUUGUCCCGAAAUAGUUGAUGGGUUUUUGACAUGGGUCGUCGUCUUUCAGUGAGGCUAUCCAUGUAAGAAUUCGUACAUUUUGCUUUUUAAUUUAGAACACGUUUAGUAUAACAUUUUAUACAUCGAGAUAUUAAAAUGAAUUUAUUGGAGUCAAUAAUUCACCAAAAUCAAAAAUUCUAAAGAUUUUCCCAAAAAAAACUUAUAAAAAAAUUUUUCAGGUUCUUGAUGGAGCUGAUUGCGUGAUGCUUUCCGGAGAAACGGCCAAGGGCGAGUAUCCUCUGGAAGCGCUCAAGAUCAUGCACUACAUCUGCAAAGAAGCCGAGGCGGCCAUCUACCACCGCAAGUACUUCGACGAGUUGCAGCAGCUGACGCCCAAGCCGACGGACAUGACGUUGACGAUCGCCCUGGCGGCGACGUCGGCCGCUGUCAGCUGCAACGCUUCAGCCAUUCUGCUCAUCACAACGACUGGAAGGUCGAAUCGUCUUUGCUCCAAGAUUAUCAGAAGAAUUCUUUGCAGAUCGGCCAUUCAGUGCUCGCGAUUCCGGCCGCCAGUUCCCAUCAUGACCAUCUCGCGCAACCUUGGCGUCUGCCGUCAGCUUCAUCUCUACAGGUUCGACUGAGCCUACAAGAAGGAAGUUAAUAAAUUCUCUUCAGAGGCGUCUUCCCUGUGCACUAUAACGCGGAGAGAGCCGCCGACUGGCCGACGGACGUCGACAACCGCAUCAACCACGCGAUCGAGGUCGGCAAGGACCGCGGCUUCAUCCACAAGGGCGACUUCCUCGUCGUCAUCACCGGCUGGCGACAGGGUAAUUCCUUUUCCCUCUCAAAAUCGCAUUAAUUGUUCCUUGAAUGUAAUCGCCGAUACGCGAAAGGAAAUCGAACAUGAUCUAAAUGAUCUAAUUUUUUCAUAUAAAUCAAUUGACGGAAUGAAGGAAGGAAAAUGUAAAAAAAAUCGAAUUCGCAACUUGAGGACGAUGAUGAGGACAAUGGGAAUUCGUUGAUCUCAAGAGUUAUAUCUUUAAAAAAAACUUUUUGACCAGUAACUUAAAAAAAUAUCUCUCACACUCAAAAUUCACUUCUCGAACAACCCCUUUGAAGAUAGAACUUAUGGCAUUUCCAAUUUUAACUCAGAUCUCUGUAAAACAGUUCAGCUUCAUUUCGACUUUUUUUUUUUGAAAUCAUUGAAAUUUUAAGUUAAUAUUAGGAAGUCAAGACAAUUAUCUCUAUUUCUGUUUUAUAAUGAACAUAAAUAUUCGUUUUUUUAUCCAGCGACUGAAAUUUUUUGUUUUCAACACGAAUAUAAUGCAGGAGCCGGCGCUACCAACACUCUGCGCAUCAUCACGGCCAACUGA